CCCGGACGCUUCAGAGCAAGAACGCACUCUUAUGGGCAGAUGAAGAUUUGUGAUAUUAAGACACCAGGUCAGCCACAGACUGGGAGGACCACGAUGCAGCAUCGGGCAUAUCAACCCCUUCUUCCCCCUGAAAACAAAUAUCCGCAGCAGAAAUGGGACAAGGCUUCAUAUGAUUUACACAGGGAAAAGGUGAAGUUAGCUAAACCAACAAUAAGCACAACUCCACCGAGGACCUAUGGUCACCUGUCUGUCAAGCUGAAAACCAAGAAGCUUGAAGAGGAAUGGACAAUGAAGAUUCAGAGGGAAAACAAUAUUCUCAUGGAGAAAAUAUCAAACAUCAUGAGGACAACUGGUGAAGUCGACAACAGGAAUUAUUAUGAAAGAAAAAGCCUUGGCAAGGAGAAGCGACAGCUGGAGUUUCUCCGCAUUACAAAGGAGAAUCAAAUGAUACUGUUCCAUCUGAGCCAAUGCAGGUCUCACUAUAAUGUGAGGAGCUGGCAUGAGGACUGGCUCAAAACUCUCAAGGUGAUGGACAGAAUUGCACGUUACCCACGAGGAAGGACAGAUCAGCAAAAGGGACAAGAAAAGCGCUGUGAUCGUAGUAAAGAAAAAAAGACUGGUGCAACCACACACAGCCCUGGCAACGCAGAAUCUGUGCAAAAAAUAAAGAGGAAAGAAACUGACGAGAAUGAAGGAACAGAGAUACAGCAGGACAUGUCUACAUAUCCUCAACCAAAUACACCAGAGAAAUCCAUCUUACCAGAUACACCUGAGAAUCCAAGUUCUUCUGACACCAUUCAAAUUACAGCAGAUAACCCCCCUCACAUUGCUGAAACAUUCUCCUCUUUUGAUGGAUCUGAAAUGUCCAGCACUCCUCACACACCUAAAACACUUGUGCAGGAGACUCCAUGUCCUGCAGAGGGAUAACAUGCCUUCUUUUGACAAACUCGUGUUUUUCCGCACCUUGUCAUCCCAUCACAUCUUAUUGUCAAUGUAUCUUAUUUUCUCUUUAUGACUAGCGUUCUUAUUGCCACUAGUGCUUUUAAUGGCUGAGCAGACCCGUUCUCUUUCAUUGUACCGUUGUCCCUGUGUUAACCUACACAUGACUAAUAAAAGUAAAACUGAACUUUCAAAAAGAAGGUUUAAUCUACAGAGUAACUGGACCUAUAUACUGUAUGGUAUUCUAAAAUAGAGCAGUAAUAGUACUUUGUAUAG
This is a messenger RNA of Cottoperca gobio, 1215 nucleotides long. RefSeq names its product CFAP97 domain containing 2 (gene cfap97d2). Bases 40 to 927 code for a protein of 295 amino acids. NCBI's taxonomy places the organism in Eukaryota, Metazoa, Chordata, Actinopteri, Perciformes, Bovichtidae. The transcript has 6 exons. The record is from RefSeq and is a predicted model, not a curated record.